AUGGCUGUUGUUACUCAAUUUGCUUUCCGCACCCUCAAGGGUGUAGGUGUGGUAAAUGGCGCUCCAAGUUAUGAGUCUUUGCCAGGGUUCCAGAGACCCGAAGGAAACAUUCGGGCAUGUGGCUACUCCCCCUGCGGCCGUUAUUUCGCAUGGACUUCUGUCGAUCAGGUGACCAUCAUAAAUGCGGACAAUGCCAGUGUCGUUUCCACGUUGCCUGCAGAGAACGUCUUCGAACUUGGCUUCUCUCCCUUAGGUACCUAUGUCAUCACCUGGCAACGUUCAUCCAAAGACGAAAAUGGUGAUGCGGUCAAGAACCUCAAGGUCUGGUUGGUCAUCGACGAAAAGGCCGCCUCAGAAGGUGUUGAAAAAGAGCCCCUGGCUAGAUACGUUCAGAAGUCGCAGACGGGAUGGAACUUGCAGUAUACUUACGACGAGGCAUACUGCGCGAGAACUGUCACCAAUGAGAUUCAGAUCUACGAAAGCCACGACCUCUCGACUGUCUGGAAUAAGAUCCGAGUUGAAGGUAUUACGGAUUUUGCUGUUUCCCCAGGGAAGAACUACUCCAUUGCGGCGUUUUUGCCCGAGAAAAAGGGACAACCCGCCGCAGUUCGCAUCUACAAUGUGCCGAACUUCACCACUCCAGUGUCUCAGAAGAAUUUUUUCAAGGGUGACAAGGUGCAACUGAAAUGGAAUGACGAUGGCACCUCUUUGCUUGUGCUGGCACAGACAGAGGUUGACAAGACUGGCAAGAGUUACUAUGGGGAGACUACCUUGUACCUACUCAGUGCUAAUGGUGGUUUUGAUUCAAGAAUCGAUCUUGACAAGGAGGGACCAGUACAUGAUGUGUCUUGGUCACCAAAGUCCACCAGCUUCGCCGUUGUUUACGGUUAUAUGCCAGCGAAAACUGUCAUUUUCAAUGCCAAAGCCCAGACGGUCCAUACCUUCCCCCUGGGACCACGAAAUACCGUUCUUUUCUCACCCCAUGGACGCUUCGUUCUUGUUGCUGGGUUUGGGAACUUGGCCGGCCAGAUGGAUAUCUAUGACCUCGAGAAGGACUUCACAAAGUUCUGCACCAUCGAAGCCAGCAACGCUAGUGUCUGUGAAUGGUCUCCAGAUGGCACACAUAUUCUCACUGCCACCACUUCUCCCCGUCUGAGAGUCGACAAUGGCAUUCGAAUUUGGCAUGCAGGUGGUCCACUGGUGUAUAAUGCAGACAUGAACGAGCUGUACAAUGUCUACUGGCGGCCACAAGCGUCAUCGCUGCAUCCGUUGGCUACAAACCCGCUUGCGUCUACCCCAGUUGCGCAUAGUAGUGCUGCUGACUAUAUGGCAACGAAGAAGACACCGAGUAAACCUGCUGGGGCUUAUAGACCUCCUGGUGCAAGAGGCCAGGUGACUCCUCUGUCUUUCAAGCGCGAGGAUGAAGGUGGUGCUGCAUAUGUCCGUGAUGGUGUCUCAUCGUUUGCCAGCAGUAUGAAUGGAUUCGGGAAGUCUCGCCACCGUACCGUGCCCGGUGCGGAACCACUAGAAGAUAAAACUCCUCUGCCACCAGGAGCAGCUCCUGGAGGCGGAGUGAGUCUCACAGGAACAGGCGAAGGAGCAGAUGGAGAGCCAUUAUCCAAAGCUGCCAAGAAAAAUGCAAAGAAGCGUGAGGCAAAGAAAGCUGCUGCAGCUGCUGCUCGCGAGCAAAGUACAUCGAGCAAUCUUGCUCCCGAACAGAGGGGAGGCCGGGGAAAGAGCCCAAACCGCAGUCCUGACGGUCGUGGUCAUAAUCGAAGCAGAAGUCGAAACUUCGUACCCCCACCCGGGUUGGAACCUCCUUCUGGUCCUAAGAAGGAACGCAGUCGGAGCAAUUCCCGCAGACAGCGAGGUGAUACAUCUAGUUCGCAACAUCAUCACAAUCAUGUCAACGGCGCGCCCAAGGGACCCAGUAACAACGUCCCUAACCCUUCGAAUCAAAGACCUCGCAAGGUGCCAGCAGACAUCAACACAGCCAUCAGCAUUCCGCCUCCCCCACCCAUCCCUGCCGGCCAACCACCUGAGCUUGAAGUCACCAGCCCAUUGACACCCGGUGGAGACCCACGGGAUAAGAAGAUUCGUGGACUACUGAAGAAGAUUCGUGCGAUUGAGGAUCUCAAGAUGCGAUUCGCUGGUGGCGAGAAACUGGAGGACACGCAAAUGCGGAAAAUUCAGAGCGAGGAUUCGGUCAGGAAGGAGUUGAACGGACUAGGGUUUUCAGGUUGA
This is a messenger RNA of Exophiala aquamarina CBS 119918, 2244 nucleotides long. RefSeq lists its product as uncharacterized. The record is from RefSeq and is a predicted model, not a curated record. The transcript is spliced from 6 exons. Gene Ontology annotation, biological process: translational initiation. The coding region runs from base 1 to 2244 and encodes 747 amino acids. Gene Ontology annotation, molecular function: ribosome binding; translation initiation factor activity; protein binding. NCBI's taxonomy places the organism in Eukaryota, Fungi, Ascomycota, Eurotiomycetes, Chaetothyriales, Herpotrichiellaceae. Gene Ontology annotation, cellular component: cytosolic small ribosomal subunit.